Aedes albopictus (Asian tiger mosquito) is the source of this 2447-nucleotide messenger RNA. RefSeq lists its product as uncharacterized. Gene Ontology annotation, biological process: regulation of transcription by RNA polymerase II. The record is from RefSeq and is a predicted model, not a curated record. Gene Ontology annotation, cellular component: nucleus. Bases 151 to 2361 code for a protein of 736 amino acids. Lineage: Eukaryota; Metazoa; Arthropoda; Insecta; Diptera; Culicidae. The transcript has 4 exons.
UUCAGUAUGGUCGCCACUGUAUUCGCGCUUUUUCGUGCAGUGUCAUCGGAUUUUGUUGUGACCCAUUAUUCGCAUCAAAAAGCAACAACAAAACAGUUUGUUCCGCGUAAAGUUGAAAAAAAGUUGAUUUUCUCUGCAUAAAAGAGCAGAAUGGACGAUCUGGCCGCUUUGGAGCGAAGGAUCCUAACCAUCGUCAACAAAACCGACCGCGGCUUCAAAUGCCAAGCCAUUCCGAACUGCAUCUACACACAAUCGGUCAACCGGUUCAAUGUGGACAAUUUUAGCCGGCAUUUGGAAGCGUUCCACCCGGAAAAGUACCGCACGUUGGUUUUGGGGAAGGAGGAGGUCGCGGAGAAAAAGCACCCGACGGUUAGUACACGAAUCCAGAAACAGGAAAGUCGACAUCCAGCCGUCAUGAGAGGCAAAAUUCAAAAAGUGUCAAAGGUCAAGGGUUUCAUCAAAAACAAGCUGCUGGCGAUUGUGAAGAAAACGGAUUUUGACUACGUGUGUACCCUGGGAGGCGACUGCAACUACAAGCAGCCGCUGAUGAAGUUCAAUGCGGGAAACUUUCUGCGGCAUAUGAUGACCCACCACCCGGCUGAUUGCAUACGGCUGGACCUGCGUCGACUGGACACGGAAGAUCCACCACCGGCCGUAAAACCGGACGAAGAGCAUGUGACGACCAAAGUAAGCAAAUUCCGGUUUCUGUGCGGAAUGGUACGGUUGGUAACAACCCACGGCCUGCCACUGGAUUGCGUGUCCUGGCAGGGGAUGGAGGACAUUAUCAUGCCCCAGGUGCGAACAUUCAAGAUGUACCCUAUGGAUGAGGCCAAGAUGCGGGACAUUGUGGACCGGACGGCCAAUCAGAUGCAGAAGAUGAUCUGCGAGGGAAUGAACGGCCGGAUGGUGGCACUGCAGCUGCAUGGAACCAUGAGCAGAGAUGGACAGUACGUGGUGCGGGUCACCUGUUCUUUCAUGAGAGAGGAUAGCCACAUCUGCCGACAAACGUUGGGUGUCAUCUUUCUGGACGAAACAACCACGUGUCUAGAUCUUGAAGAUAAAGUGAACCGAAUUAAGGAACGCUGCGGUCUAGAACAGUGGCAAAUCUACACGAUCUCAAUUGAUAACGGCCGGGUGAACCUGAAUCCGGAACCUGUUCCGGAAGAGCACACGAACGAAACGGACGAUUCCAAGUUCGUUGAAAUUUUAGAUCAGUAUAACGCCUCGCUGACUGACGCCAAUGUGCUCCAGUGUGGGCGACACAUGCUCAGUAUGGUGGCCACGGAAGCGACCCAGGAAUGCGCCGACGUAGUCGAGGAGAUCGUUGAGAUGGUGAAGAGCUUUCGCCUUGAGGAGCAUAAAACGUACAUCCAGUCCUGGCAGGGCCAAUAUCCGAACAUCCCUGAUAAGAGCAACUACGGAUUUGGGACGUACUUCAUGAUGAAGGCUCUGAUGGACGACCGAGCUUUCUACGAGGAGUUCACAGUGAAAUGUCCAGGAUUAGCUUUGUACUUGCACUGGGACUUCAUCGAGGAGUUUGUGACGGCCUUCGAACCGUUGUACGAUUGUGCGAAUCGGAUCGCCAGCUGCGGUCUCAGCGAUUUCCAUCUGCAGUGGCUCCUAGCGUACGGAAGGGUACGUCGCUUGCCCAUCAAUCGAUUCAAAAAUUCCAUCCUCAAGAGUAUGGAGGAACGCCAGCGAAUGCUGGAAGAUCUGGCACCAUACAAGGCAGCCCUCUAUAUGGACCCUCGGUUGAACUUCCGUGGUUCGAAGUUGUUCGAUAACAGCAAGAAAGAGAAGAUUGUUACAUUCCUUCAUUCGAUCUACACCAUGACGGAGGACACGUCCGACGAGGACCGGCAAAGCUGCCCGGCGUCAUCGUCGUCCACGUACGACCAGUCCCAGGAUGACUUCAGCAUGAACGACUACCUGACGGAGAUGCUCGGCGAAGGCUCGCCGGAAUCGGUCAUGGAGGAGCUGAUCCGGGAAAUCCAACAGCAGGAACGGUGCGAUGCGGACGAUCGGGACUUCGACGUGGUCAAGUAUUGGGCCCAGAAGAAGAUGUACGAUGCGCGGCUGUGGACACUGGCCCGGGCAGUAUUCGCUCCGUUGGCCACGCACUGUGGCGACACGGAUGAUGGCCUAGGUCGGGGGCUGUCUACUGUUUCCAAAGUGAUAAAAACUGAAGAAGGUUGCCAGCCGCAGCAGCAGCAGCAGCUGGAUGAUGGCGAGUCUUUCACCAGUGGGGAAAGUAGCGCGGGGAACGCUUUGUUCGUGAAGCAGAAUCCGAACCUGUUGGAAAGGGCCAUCUUGAGGGUGUUCUUCAAGGAUAAAUCCCAGGAAAUGGAAGACGACAUAUAGCUUGUAAGAUCGAUAGUUAUGCAGCAGUUAUGCUUAGAGCUUUUAUGCAUUUGACAAAAAAAAACAUCGCUUUAGAGUAAACUUAA